AUGUCGUCUUCAGUGGGAAACUCAGGAAUCGUGUUUUGCCAUUGCGGGAAGAGAGCUCAAGUGCGGACGUCAUGGACUCAAGAAAACCCAGGGAGACGAUUCAAUGGCUGCAAGGAUUGGAAUAGGGGUGGCUGUACUUUCUUUUUCUGGGCUGAUCCGCCGAUUCCCAAUCGAGCUUCUGAGAUUAUAUCAACGCUUCAUACUGAAAAUGAGAUACUUGAAUCUGAGCUGAAAUCCUUGGAGAAAGAAAGAAAGCGGCUCAAGACCAUGUUCCUUCAUGGUGGCUGA
This is a messenger RNA of Striga hermonthica, 288 nucleotides long. The record is from the annotation of a GenBank genome assembly. Lineage: Eukaryota; Viridiplantae; Streptophyta; Magnoliopsida; Lamiales; Orobanchaceae.